ACAAAAUAUUAACCAACCCAAGUAUUAUGAAACAUCCAUAGAAGAAGCAUAGAGCAUCGAACAAGAACCACAUUACUCUUACAGGACAAAGUCUACAAGAAAUAAUCUCCACGAGCAUGACGCUUGACCUCACCACUCUAGAUGCUCAUGCGCAACCGGAUGAUGAGCUUAAGGCCACUUGGAAAAGAUACUCCAAGACUGACCAUGCGGACUUCAUCAACCACCCCGAUAUAGAUGAAUUAGAUCCUACAAAAGAUGUGGGCGAAUUUCAGCUGGCAGGACAUAUCCCUAGAGAGAAGCUCAUAAGCUCGUUUAAGCAACUAGAAGAUGCGAAUUGGGACGAAACCCGAAUAUCUCAAGAUGCCCCCUUUUACUUUCACCCCUUACUCCCAGGUCUUCUCAUAUUCCCUUCUCUGAUACCUCCGAGCACGCAAAAAGCACUUCUGUCUCGGAUGAUUCAUAGGGAUCUGAGCAACCCCACCCACCAGACUAACCUACAUCUGCACUAUGAUCUUCCCUACCGAGAGGAAGAAUAUAAGGAGAAUGAUACAAGCCGAUCAUUCUUCUCUUAUUCUCCAGAAUCCCCCGCAAAAUUCGUGCCGAAGGAUCCAAAUGUACACAAACCCUUAUCCAUCAAACAGGUACUUGAGCGACGAUUAUCUUGGGUAACACUCGGGGGCCAGUAUGAUUGGACCAAUCGAGUAUAUCCUAACCAGCCUCCUCCCGGAUUUCCCCCUGAUAUUGCCACUCUUCUUCAGACGCUUUUCCCUGAUACCCUCGCUCAGGCUGCCAUCGUCAACUUCUAUACCCCGGGAGAUACGAUGAUGAUGCAUCGAGAUGUGAGCGAGGAAUCGGAUAAAGGCCUUGUUAGUCUCAGCAUCGGAUGCGACGCGUUGUUCAUGAUUGCGCCUAAUAACUACAAAAACCAUGCUUCUUCAGAUAAAGAGGAAGGGGGUAAGUCAGAAAAGCCUUACCUUCUGCUCCGGUUACGAUCUGGUGAUGCUAUCUACAUGAGCCAGGAAUCUCGCUAUGCUUGGCAUGGUGUACCGAAAGUUCUCAAGGGCACAUGUCCUGAUUUCCUGGCUGAUUGGCCGGCAGAAGAUGGCAAAUUUGAGGAAUGGAAGGGUUGGAUGGGAAAUAAACGCAUCAACUUAAACGUCAGGCAGAUGAAGGACUAAAUCUACACUUUUAAUGGGAUUCACCUUAUGCCACCCCACGCCUGCCAAACAAUCUCUACGUGAAUACUCAAAGAGUACCCCUUUCACAUUUUAACC
This is a messenger RNA of Annulohypoxylon truncatum, 1274 nucleotides long. Its product is annotated as alkylated DNA repair protein AlkB. The record is from RefSeq and is a predicted model, not a curated record. The transcript has 2 exons. Gene Ontology annotation, cellular component: cytoplasm; nucleus. The coding region runs from base 117 to 1178 and encodes 353 amino acids. Lineage: Eukaryota; Fungi; Ascomycota; Sordariomycetes; Xylariales; Hypoxylaceae.